CUUUCUCUAGUAUUAUCUUAUCUUUUCAAAGGGAGAAGAUGACAGCCACAGAGGUCCUUACUACAAUGGAUUGCACAAAAACCGAGGCAAUGAAGCCUCCUCUUCCAAAGACACAGAUGCCCCCAUUGUUUGAUCAACCUGUCACUGCAAAGAAUUGGUACAAGUUUGUCAAUUGGCCUCAGUCAAUCUUACUACUCUCUACUCCCUUAAUUGCUCUCUAUGGUGUCUUUAGUACCGAAUUGAAAAGGCAGACCUUGAUUUGGGCCAUUGUAUAUUACUUUAUUACUGGACUUGGCAUUACUGCUGGCUAUCAUCGUAUGUGGGCACAUCGUGCUUAUCGCGGCACUCUCUUACUUCGUUGGAUCUUUUGUUUUGCUGGCGCUGGCGCUGUUGAAGGUUCCAUCUACUGGUGGUCUCGUGGCCACCGUGCUCAUCACCGAUGGACCGAUACAGACAAGGACCCUUAUAGCGCUCACCGUGGCUUCUUCUUUUCUCACUUCGGUUGGAUGCUUGUGCAAAGACCAAAGAACCGCAUUGGAUAUGCCGAUGUUGCUGAUCUCAAGGCUGAUCCUGUCGUUGCCUUCCAACACAAGCUUUAUCCUUAUUUCGCCCUAGGAAUGGGGUUCCUCUUUCCUACUUUAGUGGCUGGUCUUGGCUGGGGCGAUUUUAGAGGUGGGUUCUUUUAUGCUGCAGUCUUCCGUCUCUGCUUUGUUCACCAUGCUACCUUCUGCGUCAACAGUUUAGCUCACUACUUGGGUGAGGCCACAUUUGAUGAUCACAACAGCCCUCGUGACCACUGGAUUACGGCCAUAGCCACCCUUGGAGAAGGAUACCACAACUUCCAUCACCAAUUCCCUCAAGAUUACCGUAAUGCCAUCAAGUGGGGUCAAUAUGAUCCUACCAAGUGGUUGAUCAUCGUUCUCUCCUGGUUCGGUCUCGCUUAUGAGCUCAAAGAAUUCCCCUCCAAUGAAGUUAGCAAGGGCCGCAUCUUCAUGCAAGAAAAGAAACUGCGCGCUGAAAAGGCCAAACUCAACUACGGCACCCCACUCAAGGAUUUACCCGUAUUCACAUGGGAUGAAUUCCAAUCACUGGUACUGAACGAAAACAAAAAGUGGAUCUUAAUCGAAGGUGUCUUGUAUGAUGUUGGAAAAUUCAUGAGAGAACAUCCUGGCGGUGUCAAGUAUCUUUCAACAGCUAUUGGUAAAGACAUGACAACUGCUUUUAACGGUGGUAUUUAUAACCACUCUAAUGGCGCUCGUAACUUGCUCACUUCUUUACGAUGUGGUGUGCUCAAGAAUGGUAUGCAAGUCAUGUCAGAAUCAGACGCUGCCAAUGCCACAGCUCAUACCUACGAUGUAUCCUUGGAAUAUAACUCCAAGAUUGCUGAUUUUUACAAGAAGAGCGAUUAAGCUUUUUUAAUUCUUUUUUCUUCAUUUAUAUAUUAUAUGCAUUUUUUUUCCUGUUGCAGCAUUUUCACAUUGUAUAAAGUAAUAAAAUAUAACUAUAUCACAGUCAA
Molecule: messenger RNA, 1516 nt
Organism: Rhizopus microsporus ATCC 52813
Lineage: Eukaryota; Fungi; Mucoromycota; Mucoromycetes; Mucorales; Rhizopodaceae
Product: delta-9 desaturase
Exons: 2
Coding region: 39-1409 (456 amino acids)
Biological process (GO): unsaturated fatty acid biosynthetic process
Cellular component (GO): endoplasmic reticulum membrane
Molecular function (GO): iron ion binding; heme binding; stearoyl-CoA 9-desaturase activity
Source: RefSeq, a predicted model, not a curated record